Messenger RNA from Salvia hispanica, 1831 nucleotides. Its product is annotated as pectin acetylesterase 5-like. Lineage: Eukaryota; Viridiplantae; Streptophyta; Magnoliopsida; Lamiales; Lamiaceae. Gene Ontology annotation, molecular function: hydrolase activity. The record is from RefSeq and is a predicted model, not a curated record.
AAGUCAACUGUUUUACGAAAAGAAAAUGAACUAGAAGAAUAAGAUCUCGUCGGUGGUACCCCAAGGUACAAACUCGAUAUCUCGUCGCACUUCCUUGCCUCCAAUGCCAGCUAACCAGCACCGCCUUCCGCGCUUCACCUCCGACGACCCAUGGCGGUGGUGGCGUCAAUUGUCGCAGAGGGAGGUGACAAUGGCCACUGCCGCGGCCGCAAUUGUUUUUUUCCUCCUCGUCCUCUAUCCGUUUCCAAAAACCUCGCGCACAUUUGGAGGUACAUCAGAGCCAGAUUCAGAGUGGGUGCCUUUCACGCCUCUUUCCAAAGCGCAGCAAAAUUCUGCGUUUUGUUUGGAUGGGAGUUUGCCUGGUUAUCAUCUAAAGAGAGGAUUUGGAUCGGGCUCCGACAGUUGGCUAAUUCACGUCGAGGGUGGAGGAUGGUGUAGCAAUAUAACAUCUUGUUCGGAUCGGAAGAAAACAAAAUUAGGUUCAUCAACUUAUAUGGACAAACAAGAUCAGUUUUUGGGAAUCUUGAGCCAUCAUCCAGUUCAAAAUCCUGAUUUUUUCAACUGGAACAAGGUGAAAGUAAGGUAUUGUGAUGGAUCAUCAUUUUCCAGCCGUCCUGAUACUGAGUUCCAUAACGGAACAGAACUCUUCUUCAGAGGUCAGCUUAUCUGGGACACACUUAUGGAUGAGCUUUUGACAAUUGGAAUGUCUAAAGCUAGACAGGCCCUUCUCACAGGAUGCUCUGCUGGUGGUUUGGCCAUUCUCAUACACUGUGAUGAUUUCCGAGAUCUUCUUCCAAAAGAUACAGAUGUGAAGUGUCUGGCAGAUGCAGGUUUUUUCCCUAAUGAGAAAGAUAUUGUUGGAAAUCACAGCAUCGAAUCAUUUUAUCAUGAUGUUGUUCAUCUCCAGGGCAUUGCAAAAAGUUUAAACCAUGAUUGUGUUGCCAGAUCUGGCGAGCCCUCUAAGUGUUUCUUCCCUCAGGAAUUUAUAGGAAAUAUAAAGACCCCUGUCUUCCUUGUUCAACCAGCAUAUGAUUUUUGGCAGAUAGAAAACAUCUAUGUGCCUAAAUCGUCGGAUCCCCAAGGCAGUUGGCGCAAGUGCAGGCUAAAUAUAUUUAAUUGCAACUCCAACCAGCUAGAAGUGCUCCAUGGUUACAGAAAUUCAUUGCUCAGGACACUAGAUGGAUUUCAGAAUAAACCAAAAUGGGGGAUGUUUAUUAAUUCCUGUUUUAUCCAUUGCCAGACAUGGGCAGCUGGGACAUGGCAUUCACCCACAUCUCCCAGAAUCAACAACAAAACAGUUGCAGAAACAGUAGGUGAUUGGUACUUCGAAAGAGAAUCAGCAAUAAGAGUUGACUGUCCUUUCCCCUGCAACCCUACUUGCUAUAACAAAGAUCUCUCAGCUGGGUGAGAAUUACUCCCAGGAUUACAUUAGAGAUGCUAUUAUCUCGUCUCUCCUCACAGCAAAUGUUUAGCUGGUUGAAUUGAUUUUCAAGUAUGAGCCGUGACUGGGACCAGUUAUGGAAGAAUAGGUUACUCUCCCCUUGUCCAACUUCUUCAACACUCAAAGGAUGACAGGGUCGAGCACUGUAAGUUCGUUUUGGUAAAUCAUGGUAUUGAAAUAUGAAACUUGCUGAUCAUCAUUCAUCUUUCUUUAAAAAUGAGAAAAUGCAUUUUUUUACUACAUUUCUAGAUCAGAUUUGUUUAUGUGGAAGAUAUAUAAAAUUGUCAAUUACUGUAUUAGUACAUUUCUAGAUCAGAUUUGUUUUGUAGACUUGAUAAGAUCAAACAGAGUGUAACCACUUUCCCACAUGCAGCAUGACUUUGGAAUUUC